Molecule: messenger RNA, 952 nt
Organism: Suillus fuscotomentosus
Lineage: Eukaryota; Fungi; Basidiomycota; Agaricomycetes; Boletales; Suillaceae
Product: Prefoldin
Exons: 5
Coding region: 107-475 (122 amino acids)
Biological process (GO): protein folding
Cellular component (GO): cytoplasm; prefoldin complex
Molecular function (GO): protein folding chaperone
Source: RefSeq, a predicted model, not a curated record
GUUCAAGUGAGAAUAAAUUUGGAACUCCGGUCCAGCUCUAAACUUCCUGAAUGAGUUGAGGCUCGACUCUGUCAUGGAGAGCUGAGCUCGCGCUGUCACUACCAAAAUGUCUACUCUGCCAGACGAUACACUACGAAAGAUCUUGGUCCAGAUUCAACAGACCGCCGUUCAGUCACAGCGUGCUCUCAAUAUUUCUCGACAGCAAUCUGCCUCGAAAGACCGAGAGCGAAGAAUUCUCCAGCUCACCAUUGAUGAGAUCCAAGGCAUCGAAGGAGAUGUCAACUUGUACAAGGGCGUUGGCAAAAUGUUCAUGAUGGUCCCCCGGAAAACGAUGGAGCAGGAAUUCAAAACCCAAGAGAAGGAGCUAACAGAUGAUAUCAAUAGUUUGAACAAGAAGGCAAAAUAUCUUGAGAAGCAAUUUAAUGACGCACAAUCUCAGCUGCGCGACAUCUUCCACCAUAGCCCCAAACAAUGAGACCUAAUAUAACAGUGAUCCAGCACCCACUACUGUAAUACCAACGGGUCCAACUGUACAACGUAACACAUGAUAUGAGUCCCGCAAGUGGCUGAGCGCUCGAUAGUCGCAUUUAUGUAUCGGCAUUACCGGAAUUCACCGCCCAAGUUUCUUCCCGCCUUGGUCUCUCCUGGGUGGACCAUAGACAAAGGAAGUCAUCUCAUCUUUCAUUAUCACUUGCUUCCUGAUGAUACGAAAACGGGUGGAUUGUGGUUAAGUAGAUCCCUGAGGGCCAUGCUAUGAACGAACUGGUCGAGGGGACCAAGACAACAAACCAGUUUAACAAAACACGCCAUGGAUCCUUGUGUAAUCACCAAUAUGAUCACAAGACUUUGCGACAACAUGAAGAUUGGUAGGUGAUACGUGACACCGAGUUAGGUCGCAGUAAUAAGCACUGAGAUGCUUUGCGUUCAAUCCGGCCUCAGCCGGGUGGGAAUG